This is a messenger RNA of Phytophthora sojae, 703 nucleotides long. RefSeq lists its product as hypothetical. The record is from RefSeq and is a predicted model, not a curated record. The transcript has a single exon. NCBI's taxonomy places the organism in Eukaryota, Oomycota, Peronosporomycetes, Peronosporales, Peronosporaceae. The coding region runs from base 101 to 703 and encodes 200 amino acids.
CGCGCGCAUCGAAUCUGUGGUGGCGCUCGGUGACAACGCCGCAGCCGCGAAUUGAAUCGGUCGCGAUCGGUAUUUAGUGCAGGGGGACAGGCAGGCAGGAAUGAGCAGCGCGUCGUUCUCCAGCCUCGUGAAGCACCGCAUGCGGCGCGGCAACAGCACCACCAUCGCCAGCGACGCCAGCACGUUCCUCUCGAGCGUGUCCUCGCAGCGCGCCACCAUGCUGGCGUCGCCGUCGCUGUCGUCGUCGUCCGAGACGCUCGAGGACUGGAUGUACUGGCAGCGCGACGUCAACAACGCGCACUGCUGGACCAAGGUGUACGGCGUGCUGGACAACGAGUUCCUGUGGCUCUUCAAGGGCAACCACUCAAGCCGCACCAUGUUCCUGCAGAUCGCGGUCUCAAGCGUCGAAGUGUCGGGCGAGCGCCAGCUGCGGAUCGUGGACCCCAACGGCGAGGACAUGGAGAUCUGGCUGCUGGACGAGGACAGCUUCGUCGCGUGGCGGCAGCGCCUGGAGGAGGCCGCGGCGCUCACCACGCAGUUCUUCCGCAUCACCGAGAUCGAGGCGCGCCGGCUGCCGCGCAACAGCGCCUAUCGCGGCAGCCUCGUGACCUACCGCCGCGCCAGCAAGCGGGCGCGAUACAAAGCCGCCAUCGAGUGGAUGGCCUCGCGCUGGAGGCAGACGUUCGUGCCGCCGACGCAUUGA